Molecule: messenger RNA, 2853 nt
Organism: Synchiropus splendidus (mandarinfish)
Lineage: Eukaryota; Metazoa; Chordata; Actinopteri; Syngnathiformes; Callionymidae
Gene: hectd3
Product: HECT domain containing 3
Exons: 20
Coding region: 169-2730 (853 amino acids)
Molecular function (GO): ubiquitin-protein transferase activity
Source: RefSeq, a predicted model, not a curated record
CGACGGAAGCCGGUGGAGUUCAGAAAGAACUGUGUUGCUUCCGCGUAGUCAGGCGUUCACGGAUAGCGGCUGUAAUAAACCUUCCUAAAGUCAGAGGUCCGUCCCUGGCUAGCCGGGCGGAGGUCCGCGCUCGGUGACAGCUGCCGGUCCCCAGCUUCUUCUACCGCCAUGGCUUUGAGUGACAGUCCUCACCGGCUGCUGGGCAGAAUCCGCCUCCUCAACAGAUGCGUGGAAAGUUUUAAGAAAAGUGACCCGAUUCCCGAGAGCCUGUGUUAUAUUCCCAAGGAAGUUUGCUACAAGAUCUGCAAGGACUCCUCCGCAGCCUCGACCUCCGCCUCUGGAUCCUCGGCCGGUGGCUCCAAGACCGUCAUCGCUGUGUUUGACAGUCCUCAUCAAAACCCCCUCAACAAGAAAGUUUGCAAGUACAACAUCGAGCCAAAGAAGGGGACUUGUAUCCGGACCACGGGGGAGGAGUUCUGCAACAGCCAAGGCCUGUGGGUCAAGAUCAGUAAGGAGCAACUGGAGGAGCACCGACCUGGCCAGGAGCUGGAUGAAGGCUGGAUCCUGGUGUGUAAGCACGGGGACAGAGGAGACCGUCUCAUUCCCGUGGAAUCUCCGGACAACGCGAGCCGCCAGCAGCAGCUUUUCGGGUACGACUUCAAGCCCUGCAGCCGCUGGGAGCAGGUGGUGGAUGUGGAAAACGCCCUGUUUCUGGGUGCCAAGCCCAAAGUGGCUGAAGGGGACGAGGCUGCCAUCCAGAAGUUGAGGUCCGUCCCGCCUACCUGGACGUACGAGUGUGACGAGGACCUGGUGCACUGCUUCUACGAACACAUCGGGAAGGAGGACGAGAACCUUGGCAGCGUGAAGCAGUGUGUGACCAGCAUUGAGGUGUCAUCUUGUUCUGAGGAUCCCAACGGUGGAGCCAGUUGUCUGACUGAUGGAGACACAGAGACGUACUGGGAGAGCGACGGGAUGCAGGGGCAGCACUGGAUCCGCCUGCACAUGAAGAGAGGCGCCGUGGUCAACAAGUUGAUACUGACCGUCGACUCAACGGACGACAACUACAUGCCCAAGAAGGUCUCCGUUUACGGAGGGGAGGGGGACAACCUGAAGAAGCUCAGCAUGGUCGUCAUCGAAGACAAUCUGAUCGGAGAAGUGUGCGUGCUGGAAGACUUGACCUGCCACGUGCCCGUCAUCGAAGUCCGGAUAGAAGAAUGUCGAGAUGAGGGAAUAGACGUGCGGAUCAGAGGGCUGAAGAUCAAGUCGUCUUGCGAGAGAGACCUCGGGCUGAACGCUGACGUCUUCCAGUCGGCAAACCUGGUGAGGUACCCGCGCCUGCAGAGCAUGUCGACGGACAUCCUGUACCGCAGAGCCCUGGUCAUCCAGAGGUUCAUCUCUAUCUUGGACUCUGUUCUCCCUCACCUGGUCCCGGCCUGGGACUACAGCGUGGGCACCUUCAACCAGAUCAAAAGCAUCAAGCAGUUCCUGCUGCUGUCCAAGCGCCGCUCCGGCCUCAUCACUCAGUGCCUGAAGGACUCUGAGACCUGCAAGCCCAACCUCAUGCCACGCCUCUACAUUAACAGACGUCUGGCCAUGGAGCACCGCGACAACACUUCCCUCGACCCCAGCUGCAAGGACGCCGUGUUCAACCAGGUGUUUCAGGGACUCAAACCAUCCGACAAGUUCGAGAAGCCUUUGGAUUACAGGUGGCCGUCUCAUUACGACCAGUGGUGGGAGUGUAAAUUCAUCGCGGAGGGGAUCAUCGAUCAGGGCGGUGGGUUUCGGGACAGCCUGGCUGACAUAUCGGAGGAGCUCUGCCCCACUUCGGCCGAGUGUCCCAUGCCGUUACCGUUCUUCUCCAGGACAUCCAACCAGGGCGCCCUGGAAGCCAGAGAUUACUACGUUCCCAACCCGUCAUGUAAAGAGUUCCAGAAGUACGAGUGGAUCGGUCAGCUGAUGGGAGCUGCGCUGAGAGGCAAAGAUUUCCUGGUCCUGGCUCUACCUGGUCUGGUGUGGAAGCAGCUGACGGGAGAGGCAGUCAGCUGGAACAAAGACUUCCCUGCUGUGGACUCAGUGCUGGUGAACCUGUUGGACGCCAUGGAGAACAUGGACCAGAACACCUUUGAGUUGAGAUUCGGUGAGGAGCUGGUCUACACCACCCUGCUGAGCGACGGACAGAUGGUGGAGCUCAUCCCCGGCGGCAGCAGCGUGACUGUUGGCUACGAGGACCGCAAGGAGUUCAUCCGCCUGGUGCAGAAGGCUCGGCUGGAGGAGAGCAAGCAGCAGAUUGCAGCCAUUCAGACGGGGCUGCUGAAGGUGGUCCCGCAGGCGGUGCUGGAUCUGCUCACCUGGCAGGAGCUGGAGAAGAAAGUUUGUGGAGAUCCGGAGAUCUCUGUGGAAGCUCUCAAAAGGCUCACUCGGUACGAAGACAUGGAAAGCAACGACAUACGAGUUCAGUACUUGUGGGAGGCGCUGACCAACUUCACCAACGAGGAUCGAAGCAGAUUUCUGAGGUUUGUAACCGGCCGAAGUCGUCUUCCUGCACCCAUCUUUGUCUUCCCUGACAAACCAGGCGUUGAAACGACAGACGCUCUCCCGCGGUCUUCCACUUGCACCAGCACACUGUAUCUCCCCAGCUAUCCAAGCGCAAAAGUGUGUGAAGAGAAACUGCGAUACGCUGCGUAUAACUGCGUCGCCAUUGACAUGGACAUGGGUCCCUGGGAAGAGUGAUCUCUCUGCAGCGGAAAGUCUUCAGUCUGUUUUGUUCUGAAUUCAUUGCAGGCAUCUAUCAAAUUCAUAAUGUUAGCUGCAUGAAUGCCAAUGGGACACGGCUGUAUAUAAUAAAGAGCUUUA